Molecule: messenger RNA, 1334 nt
Organism: Varanus komodoensis (Komodo dragon)
Lineage: Eukaryota; Metazoa; Chordata; Lepidosauria; Squamata; Varanidae
Gene: PDCD2
Product: programmed cell death 2
Exons: 6
Coding region: 39-1121 (360 amino acids)
Cellular component (GO): cytoplasm; nucleus
Source: RefSeq, a predicted model, not a curated record
UCCGGGCCCCGGUCGCGUGGCUCGCCGCCGGGGAGGACAUGGGCUCGCAGCGGGUCGAGCUGGGCUUCGUGGAGUCGGCGGCUGCUUGGCGGCUGCGCAGUGAGCAGUUCCCGUGCAAGGUCGGCGGGAGGCCGGCCUGGCUGGGCGAGGCUGCUUUGCCGGGCCCUGAGAAGCUGCGGUGCGGCGUGUGCGGGCGGCCCUGCGCCUUCCUGCUGCAGCUGUACGCGCCGUCGCCGGCCCGGCCCGACGCCUUCCACAGAAGCCUCUUCCUUUUCGGCUGCCGCCAGCCCGCUUGCUACCGCCCCGCCGGUCCCAGUCCCGGCUGCCUGAGGGUUUUUAGGAAUCAGUUACCUCGGAAGAAUGACACUUACUCUUUUGAUCCACCUCCCGAAGAGCCACCACUGGAAGAACCGCCUUCCGUGAGUCUGCAGCUAAAAUGUGGAGCAAAGCUGUGCAGAGUCUGCGGGUGUUUGGGUCCCAAAACUUGCUCUAAAUGUCACAAGGUUCAUUAUUGUAGCAAAGACCAUCAGCUUCUUGAUUGGAAAGCAGGACAUAAGGCAUCAUGCAUGCAGCCAGAUAAACCGAAUGUUAUGAUUCCAGAUCAUAACUUUCUUUUCCCCGAGUAUGAAAUUGUAAGAGAGCCAGAAGAAGCAGACUCCUCCAGUGUCAGUGAAAGAGAGAAUGAAGAUCUGGAGAAAAAUGAAGAGUCCACAUUUGCAGAUAAUACAUAUGAAACUUCUGAAUCCCUAGAUGAGAAUUUCCUAGAAGCAAUGGCAAAACAUGAAACCCAAGAUGACAAGUUUUUUCAAAAAUUUAAAGAGAAAAUAUCUUUGGAACCAGAACAGGUUAUCAGAUACUGCAGAGAUGGAGAAGGCCCCAUCUGGAUUUCAGGGGAAAAUAUUCCUGAGGAGACAGAUAUCCCCAACUGUUUGUGUGGUGGUAAAAGAGUAUUUGAAUUCCAGGUUAUGCCACAACUUCUGAAUCACCUAAAAGUUGACAGCCUUGGAGAAAGCAUUGACUGGGGAACACUGGCUAUCUACACGUGUGCUGACAGCUGCAACUUUGGCAGCCAGUACACUGAAGAGUUCAUCUGGAAGCAGAAUAUCUCCAGCUCUGCCUGAUUUAUACAAAAUCUAAACAGCAGGAUGCCUUUCUUCACUAUGAUUAAAAACCUCUUGCAAGCCUAGAACUGUUUAUCAUUGGAACAUCUGCACUGAAUGGCUGGACAAAAGAAAUGGAACACUGUCAUUAGUGACAAGAUCAAUCUCAGAGUACAAGCAUGACUUUUAAAAAACAUUUAAUAAAACAGUUGCUUAAAGCUGAGAUAAGACUAA